UAGUGUUGGGAGAUCACCAGUUUAGUGAUUGCUUCGCAACUUGUUUUUCAUCGAACCUUUCCCGAACUCCAUUCCCAGCCAACCGGACCGGCCAGAUCAGUCUUCAGUUGACUGAGAAACUGUGAAUUUGUAUCUUUGCUCCAGAAAAGUUCUAUCUGAUCAAAAUGCCGGUUGAUAUAAAGAAAGUGCUAAUUUGUGAUGCAGUGGAUGCUGCUUGCGUUGAUCUUCUUAAAAGUCACGGAAUUGAAGUCACGUAUAAGUUGAAGUUGCCCAAAGAUGAACUCUGCAAGGAAGUUAAAGAUUUCGAUGCGGCGAUUGUCCGAUCUGAUACGAAAAUAACGGCAGAUGUGAUCAAAGCAGGAUCUGGGAGUCUCAAAGCUGUAGGACGAGCUGGUGCCGGGGUUGACAAUAUUGAUAUUUCUGCUGCAACAGCAGAAAAUAUAAUCGUAUUAAACACUCCUGGAGGAAACUCCAUUGCUGCUUGCGAGCUAACAUGUUUGCUUAUUGGAACCUUAGCUCGUCCAAUUGUUCCAGCUGGUCAAAGCAUGAAAGAAGGACGUUGGGAUCGAAAAUUGUACAGUGGAACUGAAUUGUAUGGUAAAACUUUGGCCGUGAUUGGAUUAGGCCGAAUUGGUCGAGAGGUUGGAAUCCGAAUGAAUGCUUUUGGAAUGAAGGUCAUUGGAUAUGAUCCCAUUACAACCGCUGAAGAAGCUAAAGCUGCUAAUAUUUCUAAACUGGAGUUAGACCAGAUUUGGCCUCAAGCAGAUUAUAUAACAGUCCAUACUCCUCUGAUUCCGGAAACUAGAAAUUUAAUAUCAAGCGCAACCCUAGCCAAGUGCAAGCAAGGAGUUAAAGUUAUAAAUGUUGCCAGAGGAGGUAUCAUAGAUGAGGCUGCCUUACUUGAGGCUUUGGAGAGUGGUAAAUGCGGCGGAGCUGCCUUGGAUGUCUUCCCAGAAGAGCCACCGAAGUCAGAAGUAACGAAGAAACUAAUUCAACAUCCCAAAGUAGUUGCAACACCUCACUUAGGUGCCAGUACCUCGGAGGCUCAAGUUCGCGUAGCUGUGGAAGUAGCUGAACAAUUUAUCGCAUUAACUGGAAAAUCUGACAAGUAUACGAGCUAUUUGGGGGUUGUUAACAGGGAUGUUCUCAAAAAAUAUAAUCUGUAAUUAUAUUGCAUAUCAUUCCAUGGGAAAAUUAAAGGACUGACUUGAAAACGUUA
Messenger RNA from Hermetia illucens (black soldier fly), 1219 nucleotides. Its product is annotated as D-3-phosphoglycerate dehydrogenase. Lineage: Eukaryota; Metazoa; Arthropoda; Insecta; Diptera; Stratiomyidae. Gene Ontology annotation, molecular function: NAD binding; phosphoglycerate dehydrogenase activity. The transcript has 7 exons. Bases 165 to 1166 code for a protein of 333 amino acids. The record is from RefSeq and is a predicted model, not a curated record.